Messenger RNA from Oldenlandia corymbosa var. corymbosa, 1728 nucleotides. Lineage: Eukaryota; Viridiplantae; Streptophyta; Magnoliopsida; Gentianales; Rubiaceae. The record is from the annotation of a GenBank genome assembly.
UAGUGUCAGUCUGUUAGACGUUUUUUUAAGGAGGAGAAGCCCACGUGAGUCAAAGACUGUCUUCUCCCAAAGUGAUUAGAAGUACAUCGGAAAUAAAACCUCUAUAGAAGAUCUAUAGAAGAGAUAUAAAAUCUCUGUUUCUCUCUCCUCAGCAGCUUUUGCAGAGUAUAUUAUUAUUCUGUUCUUGACUUCUUUGCGGCUGCUGGGAUUUCAUAAACCCAAUCGAAAAUAGCCCCCCUUCUGUUUUUUCAAACGGGGGAGACAAAACCACAGAGAUUGGAUGAUGUCCUGCAAGCCGGGUCAGAUCCAAUGGUACCUUCCGGAGGAAUUGAUCUUCGUCAUCCUCCUAUGGCUUCCAGCGAAAUCUCUGAUGCGGUUCAAAGCUGUUUGUAAAGCGUGGUAUGCCCUGAUUCGCGACCCAUCUUUUGCCCAAACCCAUUACGCCAAUUCUCAAACCCGGCCCUGUGCCUCGCAUCUCUUGUUUCAUAUCACCAACAAAAUUUUAGACCCCGGAUCCAUCCAUCCCGCGAGCCCUAAUGGAGCUUUUUCGAAUCAGCUGCCUGUACACAGGUUUGAUGCGAAGGGAGGAGCACCGUUGACCAGCAUAGUCAACGGCCUAAUCUGUUUAUGGCGCCGUGACGGGUAUCGGCUUGACCUCCUCAAUCUGACGACUGGCGAAAAAAUUGCUCUUCCCGAUCCUCCCGAUCCUUCACGUGCUUUUAGAUUUAAAUUUCUUCCGUCCUUUCAAUUAGGAUUUGAUCCAAUCCACAAUCAAUAUAAAGUGUUUUAUUGUUCUUCGAUGGAAAGAAACCCUUUUGUCCUCACUCUGAGUAGCAAUAUGUCGUGGAGGAAAGUUGAAGAUGUCCCCCUGGCAAAGUUUUCUCUAUCUAUGAAUAAAUACGGAAGCAGGAAUGUAUGUGUGGAUGGUUCAAUAUUUUGGUCUUUUGAACGGUUGAUUGUGGAUGGUCAGAGGGUAGUGCAGUAUUUUGAUCUUGCGGAUGAGAAGUUUAAGCUACUUUCGAUUCAUGAUCAAUUUGGUGACGGAAAAUUCGAUUCCGAGUUUAUCACAAACAUUGGCGGCAAGUUUACUAUGGCGGGAUUAGUCAAGAGAUUUGGUGGUAAUGUUGAGAAUCAUCAUAAUCAUGAAUCCGUUGGCAAAAUAACACUGUGGAGACUAAUCAAUAAGAAUGAUCAGGUUUGGGUCAAAUCUGAAAUUGAGCUUCCGGAAGAAAUGGUUUCCUUCAGACACUUUAACAUUGUUGGCACAACAAACACAGGGAAGGUCUUAAUAAAAGCAUACCCAUGUUUGCCCAGAGAUUUAAGAAAAUGGGCUUGGGGUGUUUUGCUUUUCUGUGAUUUGAGAAAUAGGGGAAACUAUGAAACUAGAAAACUGCGGUUUGAGGAGAUUGAUUACUCUGCCAAGAUACCUCCUUGGCCAAUUGGUCUCAAUGUUAGUCUCCAUGUCGAAAACAUUCUUCCUUUGCAUCUCCUAGUUCAAUCCGGUAAGCCAAAUUUAUGAUAUGAUUCAUUUGAACCAACUCUUUUCUUUUUCUCUAAAAAAAUGUGUUGUGAGAAUUUAUUCGCUUAGUUAGAAUACUAGGUUGUUUGUGGUCGCGCGCAGUUUGUAUUUCUAAUUUAUUUUAUAGAUAUAUUUUUAUAUUGAAUCUUUCAUAAUGGAAUAUAAGUUGUACCCCGUCCAUUUCAAUUUGUAGAUCGUUUUAAAUUUGA